Beauveria bassiana ARSEF 2860 is the source of this 951-nucleotide messenger RNA. Its product is annotated as multidrug resistance protein 3. Gene Ontology annotation, biological process: transmembrane transport. The record is from RefSeq and is a predicted model, not a curated record. Gene Ontology annotation, cellular component: membrane. Lineage: Eukaryota; Fungi; Ascomycota; Sordariomycetes; Hypocreales; Cordycipitaceae. Bases 1 to 951 code for a protein of 316 amino acids. Gene Ontology annotation, molecular function: ATP binding; ABC-type transporter activity. The transcript has 5 exons.
AUGGCUGUGUCCAAAAAAUCAACGCCAGACGAGGAAAAGGGUCCUCGCGGAGGCCAAACAUCAGGGGACAACGUAGCCGCACAAAGAAAAGGGUCCUCUGCAUCGAACAAGAAUUAUUAUUCGGCUCAAUCAAACAUUGAGAAGUCUGGCAACCCUGAAGAGAAGCAAAAAGGUCGUCCAAGCGAUUUCUUUAGGAUAUUCAAGCAUGCGGACGGUCUUGAUCGCCUACUAUAUGUCGUUGCUUUCACAGGAGCCGUCGUCGUUGGUGCCGCUCUUCCGCUCAUGACUAUCGUGUUUGGUCAGUCAACGAGUUCUUUCAACGCCUAUGUAACCAGCAAGGACAGCGCGGCACAGUUCGAAGACAAUGUUAAGCACCUUAUCCUCUACUUUGUUUAUUUGUUUGUUGGUCGGUUUGUCAUUGGAUAUAUUGGAACGUUGUGCAUCUGCAUUGCAGCAGCCAGGACAACCAAUGCCCUCCGAAAGGCCUUUCUGGAAAGUCUGCUCAGGCAAGACAUUGCUCAUUUCGACCUGCAUGAUGGCGGUUCAACUGCCACUCAAGUGACAACAAACGGUCAUCUGAUCAAUCAAGGUAUUGCCGAAAAACUAUAUACAUUUGUCAUGGGACUCUCUUUAUUCUUCUCGUCAUACAUUGUUGCACUUUCUAUCCAGUGGAAACUUGCUCUUAUUACUAUGAGUAUUGUUCCCGCCAUGGUUUUGACUGUAGGAGCAUGUGUGUCUCUUGACGCUCCCAUCGAAGCUCGAAUUGUCCAAACCUAUUCACGUGCUGCAAAUCUCGCCCAAGAUGCGCUGAGCUCCAUCAAAACUAUUCAUGCCUUUGGGGCAGAGCCAAGACUUGUUAAGUGGUACAACGAGUACCUAGAAACAGCACACAGAGACGGAGACAAGAAGUCGUUCAUUCUGGGAGUACUCUUCGCGACGUGGCCAGGUUAG